This is a messenger RNA of Brienomyrus brachyistius, 3428 nucleotides long. RefSeq names its product C-factor-like. The record is from RefSeq and is a predicted model, not a curated record. Lineage: Eukaryota; Metazoa; Chordata; Actinopteri; Osteoglossiformes; Mormyridae. The coding region runs from base 222 to 998 and encodes 258 amino acids. The transcript has 7 exons.
UUUUUAAUGACGGGGAUGUUAAUUCCUGGAGUGAUUGCGGGAUUUAGUGGGCGGAGCUGAGAGCUGGAAUAGCUGAAUGCCAUACUGACCUAAAAUCCGUAAAAUCCAAGGCAGACGGUAAAGCAGUAUAUCCGGGCAGCAGAUCGCGAUCAGCACUACUGGCACUGGGUGGAAACGGGGAAGGUGAGGUGGACGGACAGAGAUCUCCAGUACAGAACGACAUGGCCGUCAGCAAAGCGCAGAGUUUCCUGAUCACCGGAGCCAACCGGGGCCUCGGCCUGGAGAUGGUCAAACAGCUGGCUGAGUCCCGAGCUUCCACCUGCCGGCUGUUUGCCGCCUGCCGCGACCCCGAUGCCCCAAAGUCGCAGGCCCUGCAGGAUCUGGCUAAGAAGUACCCCAAAGUCAUCACUGUGAUCCAGCUUGAUACCACAGACCCAAGAAGCGUGACGGAGGCAGUGAGUAAGGUGGGGGCCAAGCUGGAGGGGGGUGGACUGAACGUGCUGGUGAACAAUGCAGGUGUGAUGUCACAGGAUAACUUGCUAAACACCAGCGAGGAGGACUUCCAGGUGGCGAUGGACACCAACCUCAUGGGCCCAGUCAGAGUCACUAAGGAGUUCCUGCCCUACCUCCUCCAAGCCUCCAAAGCCUCCACCCAGCCGGGCAUGUCCUGCUCCAAAGCUGCUGUGAUCAACAUCGCCUCCGUCAGGGGGUCCAUUACAAAAACCCCAGAGACGUACAUCGCCUUCCCCGGCAUCUCCUACAGGAUCAGCAAGACUGCGCUGAACAUGUUUAACCGGUGUGCCGCGUUUGAGUUCUCCAAGGACGGGAUCCUCUUCGCUGCCAUUCACCCUGGCUGGGUCCGCACGGAUAUGGGGGGUCCUGAUGGGGAAAUCGACGUGGUAGAGAGUGUGCAGGGAGUUCUGAAGAUGAUGGGCUCCCUCACUGAGAAGGAGAAUGGAGCCUUCCUGGAUUACCAUGGCAAACAACUGCCUUGGUGAACACAGGCGCCGCCCAAAAGGAUCCGAAUAAAGGUGGAUGUGAAUAAUAAUGCGAUUCUGUUUUGUGAUUGAUGGGCAGUACUCCUUAUUGUCUUGACAGAGAUAGCAGCUAAUCAAUUAAUUUCAGCUUCUCAAACAUUUAAUCCAUCCAUUUUCCAACUACUUAUUCCGCAGGAGCGAUCAUAAACACUUUUUUCAAGUGGGGGGCCAUAAUUCAUGCAGAGGAGCCUAGCUUAUCAUCAGCCAAUAAAAUAUUUUUAAUGGGUGAGUGACAAGGCAGGGAGCGUUCCAAGAGCCAAUCAGCUGGGGCCAGUGCACCUGUGGCCCUGCCCCUAUAUUCAUCCCUGUUAUCUAGUAUGAGAAGACAUCAUUUCACUUGCUGUAUGUGUGUUUAUUGCUGGAGGAAGGCAAGGCAAGAGGAGGAAACAAUCUCUACUCCACACACAGAUGAUGAGGUGGGAUUUGAGGUAUGAGGAGGCAAUGCUAAGUGAUAAAAACAGCCACUGCUGGAAAAUAGCGAGAGAGGUAAGGAGCGUAUGCUGAUUACCGUCUCAGGGAUGAGAGCCGUGCGGUGGGUGAUACCUCAGCACCACACUAGUCCGAGUGGAAAAGCAUGAGUUUUUCAGUGGCUGGAGUGCCAGUCCUGCCAUCAACCCCCAGAUUAGUGUGCUGGAAAAUACUGAGAAGGUCUUUGUUUUUCAAUUUGAAAUAUCUGUAACUUGCUCAGUUAUGACACUCGGUAUGUUACAAUUGAGGAACCGAGACAAAAAUAACAAGUCAAACCAAAAAAACGCACGUCAGCAAAGAUUACGAUGACAGAGUAAAGCUUACUGUCGAGUUAUAAACCAAGGCCGCCAUAAACAGAGUGGAAACCCUGAGUAACUCAGGGAGUUUCACACAUUAGAAGCGACCCUGGGGCCUCAUUUAUAAAAUGAUCGUAUGUACAGAUUUGACCUUAAAUUGUGCGUACGGUGAAAUCCGCAUCGAUGCUCAGAUUGAUAAGACUGGUAUUUAUCUCCACAUCAGGUUCAGAUUGGCGUACGCACUUUUCCCGUUUCCAUGGCUACGCACGAUUUCACAAUCAUUUGCGAUUUAUAGAUUAUAGAUGAUGCUGAUUUCUAUCAGACCUCCAGCUUGGAAACGCCCCCUGCAUGAUGUCAUUAGCAUAUAAAUGGGCUCGAACCAAAGCCCAAAUCAUCUACUUGAUAAUGGUGAGCUGCAAAAAGAAGAAUGUGAGUGAGGCUGAAACAGAGGACCUGAGGUGCAAGUGCAUGCAGGGGCACUGGGCGGGAACCUUUCGGAACCGUCUAUAAUUAUUAUUAUUAUUAUUUUUAUUAUUAUUCAGAAACAUUGAAGCAGCAAACGACAUGUUGACACUGUUGGAUUUCUAACUACCUGCAGGAUCCCAACAUUCCCAGAAGGAAAAGUGCGUACACCAAGUCUGAACCUGACGUGGGUAUAAGCAGACCUACUUUUCCACGUAGACCCUUCUUAUAACUUUGGUAUAGAUUUGAUGGUACGCACAGUCUAACAUCAAAUCUGCCCUUAAGAACAUUUUAUAAAUGAGGCCCCUGGGGAUAAAUGAGGGAGUUCGAUUUCUAUUCUACUACCCUGCCGUACCGGUAUGACUCCUUCUCAAGCGAUUUGACCAAUUGGAACAUACAGACGGUUUCGUUGGUGAGCUUAACUCCCAGCCAAGUCUGCUAAAAGUCACCGAACUCGAAACUCAAUUAUAAUGCCAAUGGUGAAAGAUACACUGGAAACGAUAAAAUGUCAAUCUGCGUUACCUCAAAAUGCUUCUGUGGCUCAGCAUGCGACAGACUGAAUGAAUACUGCGAGCCAACACCGUCAACCGCAUGUAAAACACGUUAGUCAUGAGUAUUAAUAUUCUUGGUGCAAAGUCAGAAAAAAAGUACCAAUUUGUACCUUUGAGAGUAUGAUUGCUUGUUACUGUGGCUUUAUUGUCAUGGGUUUGCCAAUUGUACCCUAGCUAUAGGUCAAUGUACCUUUUAAGGUACAGAAAUGGACCCUGAGAAAUAUUUUCGUACCAUUGGGGGUACAUUAAUGUUGCUUGUACCUUGGGGAACAAGACUGUACCAGGGCUGUACCUUUGUUUCCGACAGUGUAGUUUAUCCAAUCUUGCUGAGACUGCAAGUCUAUCUGCCAAAUCAAUGUUGCCCAAGCAAAGACUCCCAGCUAAGCACGGCAUCCGGACGGCCUCCGAAAACAUGUAAUCAGAGCAUAGUCACCAAUAAGCUUUUGAAUAUUCUCUGUCUAGACAAAGAAUCUUCCACAGGCUUCCACUGAAGCAUCAGAUCAAUGGGUGUCUAUGGGCUGUAUCGAUCCGGGUUUCAAAGGGAAAAUUAACGUAUAUCUUGACAAAAGCAACUCCUGUGAAACGGUCCACAUUGUGGUUCAAUUAGUAAGAGA